Messenger RNA from Dermatophagoides pteronyssinus (European house dust mite), 962 nucleotides. RefSeq names its product enolase-phosphatase E1-like. Gene Ontology annotation, molecular function: acireductone synthase activity; magnesium ion binding. NCBI's taxonomy places the organism in Eukaryota, Metazoa, Arthropoda, Arachnida, Sarcoptiformes, Pyroglyphidae. The record is from RefSeq and is a predicted model, not a curated record.
UUAAAAUUUAUUUAAAUUCAAUAAAUUUUUUUUGAUCCGGGAUACUUUUUGGUUACAAAACGUUUUGAUUUCUUCUUGGUUUAUAUAAACGAAUAUGCAACGAUCAAGAACACAAAAUAACAAUAAUAACAAUAAUAGUAAUAAUCAACAACAACAGCCACCAGUGUUAACAAUGAAUAAACCAUUAUCAAUAAUAUUAGAUAUUGAAGGUACAAUAAGUGAUAUAAAAUUUGUAUCACAUAUAUUAUUACCAUUUACAAGAAAUAAUAUUCGAAAUUAUUUUGAUGAUCAUUUUGAUCGUGAUGAAUGUCAAGAAAUGAUUGAUCGUUUAAGACAAACAAGACGUUAUUAUCCGGAUUAUCCACAGAUAUUACCAUUAUCAGCCGGUAAAUCAUUGGUUGUAAAAACAGUUAGCGAAUAUGCAUUAACACAUAUUGUUAAUCGUAAUCGUAUGUCUGAAAUAAAACAAUUACAAAUAUUAUUAUGGAUUUGGGGUUAUGAAAAUGGUUUGUUACGUGGUCAUGUUUAUGAUGAAGUUACAACCGUAUUACAUAAUUGGAAACAUUCACAACAGAUAAAAAUUUAUGUUUUUAGUUCGGCAAUGGUAUCUGCACAACAAUUAUUACUUUGUUGUACUAAUCAUGGAAAUUGUUUGCCGCUGAUAACAGAUUUUUUCGAUUCAUCAAUCGGCGAUAAAUGUAAUCCACAAUCAUAUUGGAAUAUUUCACAAAUAAUUGGUGAAUCACCAGGGAAAAUUUUAUUCAUUACUGAUAAUAAUAAAGAGGCAAAAGCCGCUUUGAGCGCAAAUUAUUGUGUUUGUCUUAUCAAACGAACCGACGGUGGUUGUUCGUAUAAAAAAACAUCACCAACAACAAGCUCUACAACAACAAUACAAUAUACUGAUGAUGGUAUACCGAUUAUUAAUACAUUAGAAGAUAUUAAAUUUUAUUGAUAAUUAAAUU